AUGGCCAGCAGUGCCAGACGGAAAGUCGCCGCCAGGUUACGUGUUACCGUGGCCAUCGCGUUCUUCCUUGGAACUCAACUUGCAACAAAUGUGCAAGCGAGCGAAGAUGAAUUACCGGUCGUCAGUUACAUCAAUCGGGAAGCAUCAGGAAAGAAAAUUUUGCCCGAUUUCACAUCGAUCCAGCUCGGCGAAAGUGUUCCCGAACAGUUUCGGACAGCGGCAAACAGAUUCGCACGACUGUGGAAGGAACAUGUGACCGGAAUCAAAGGAUACGACGCGGUUAAAGAUGUCCCAUUUACACUAAUAGUACCGGAUAAAAUAGACGAGACAGUUUUCAGUGGAAAUGAACCAAAAAUACGGGAAUUCCUGCUUGAGCACGUUGUCCCAGGUGCACUGGUGGAGGUGAAAGAUCAAAAUACUUAUCUCAAUCUAAACCAGCAUCCUGUUCAUGUGAAUCUGUCCUGCUUCGACAUGCUGAUGGCGUAUGAAAUUAACCAAAGCGCUAAGGUACUCACCAAGCGCAACAUUACCGAGCAUCUCAGUUUGGUGUUCAUAGUCGGAAACUUGACGGAAUCGGACGUUCAAGGUUCAUCCUUAAAUAAAUUCAACAAACGAAACAUCCAAGAAACAAACCGUUACAAUGAACCACAGAGGUUGGAAAUGAAAAAUGCCACUAAGGAACUUGCAUCAAGCAAAGAGAACAAAAUUGGACAACAUUUAAUGAAUUUCCUGGCUGGCAUGAAAUCGGGAACCAAGGUCUUCCAGCAUUUUCUCUCUAGUUCCAACCUGAGCAACCUGAUGGACGACAGCUCGUACAUGGUUUUCAUACCAUCGGAUACUGCCUUCCAACGGUGGCACCCCAUCGACUGGGGUUUCUAUCCGUUCAGUGUGCAAGAGUUUACCGAAAUGGUGCUACGCAAUCACUUCGUUCGCACCAAGCAACCAUUGCGCAUGGCGGAUCUUCGAGUGAUUCACGGUGAUCAACGAUACAAAACCCUUGGUGGAGAGUAUAUUGUACUUAAGAACAAACCUUCUCCCAAUGUGAACAAUGUUACCAUAUUAUCCGAUUAUACCCUAUCGAAUGGUAUCGAAGUUUUCAUACUAUCUGAAGUGCUUUUCGUUUCGGAGGCGGUAGUGUCACGCUUGCAUCAGAUGCAUAAGGAUAAAGAAACACCGCCCCUGUUAGCUUUCCCGUGGUUUGGUGCCCAGUUUCUUUCCCACUCAUUCCUAGCUCUGGAGCGGGACACACGGUUCACACAAAUCACCCGAUUUCUCAAUACGGCCGAAAUUGCACAGUUUAUUUCUGGCUCAAAUUACACCUUCUUCGUACCAACUGAUGAGGCGUUUGAACGCUACAGUUUGGAUUUGCUACCGGACACUGUGCUCGCCUCCGAAAAGGGCAUCAAAAUGCUGCUGAACCAUUUCAUUCGGGGCAGAUUGUAUGAUCGCGAUCUAAAAGAUGGAGAGCUGAUUGACACGAUUGGUGGUAUGCCUGUAAAAAUUCAACGAUCGUUUGAAAACACUGUUCGGGUUAAUACUGCCCGCAUUGUGGAGUCGGAAGUGUUUGUCUACAAUCUAGGCACAAUGUUCUACAUCGACGAUGUACUCUAUCCCGAUUUACUAAAGGAUGAAGUUAAGGCAGUUACAGAUAUGAAGAACAUGGAUAAAAAUGUUCCGGAAAGUAUCGGGGGAAGCGAUGCUUAUACAACCGAACAAAACCCCCCAGUGACCGAUCGACCGACAACAACCACAUUUCGAUCGCUGUACGGUCUGCUCACGACCAAUGCCGACGUUGAGCUUGUGCCGUUGGAAGUUACCGAAUCGAGCAAGCGCAACAGUGACGAGGACAGUUCUCAGUUUCAGGAUGAUGAAAUCAUUACACCUAAAGCGCUUCCCUUGAGAUACUUCUACAACCUGAGGAAGUAG
This is a messenger RNA of Anopheles marshallii, 1926 nucleotides long. RefSeq lists its product as uncharacterized. Bases 1 to 1926 code for a protein of 641 amino acids. The record is from RefSeq and is a predicted model, not a curated record. NCBI's taxonomy places the organism in Eukaryota, Metazoa, Arthropoda, Insecta, Diptera, Culicidae. Gene Ontology annotation, cellular component: extracellular matrix. The transcript has 5 exons. Gene Ontology annotation, molecular function: cell adhesion molecule binding. Gene Ontology annotation, biological process: cell adhesion; extracellular matrix organization.